Molecule: messenger RNA, 9146 nt
Organism: Pristis pectinata (smalltooth sawfish)
Lineage: Eukaryota; Metazoa; Chordata; Chondrichthyes; Rhinopristiformes; Pristidae
Product: BCL2/adenovirus E1B 19 kDa protein-interacting protein 3-like
Exons: 6
Coding region: 193-783 (196 amino acids)
Biological process (GO): positive regulation of apoptotic process; mitochondrial outer membrane permeabilization
Cellular component (GO): mitochondrial envelope; nucleus; mitochondrial outer membrane
Source: RefSeq, a predicted model, not a curated record
GCACGUUCCCGUUUAUGUGUAAGUGUAGCAGCAAAACGCGACCAGAGCGGUUGAAGUAAGUCAGAGAGAAGGGGACGAUAAAUGGGGAGAGGUGGCUGAAGUGGCAAGCUUCCCAGGUCUCUGAUUUAUCAAUUCCAGAUUAAAGAGGAAGCUCAGUUCAGAAAAAUAUAUACUGCUGAAGAAGUUAACGACAUGUCAUUUUACAAUUUACCAGAAGAGAGCUUGCACGGUUCGUGGGUGGAGCUGAACUACAGUCAACAGAGUGGCUCGCGGGUGCUGGAGCAUGUCCCUUCCUCCAGUUCCAUCCACAACGGAGACAUGGAGAAGAUCCUGCUGGAUGCACAGCACGAGUCGGAAAGGAACAGCUCGCGAGGAAGCUCCCAUUGUGACAGCCCACCCUUACUGAUGAGCCCUCAGGUGUCUCAUGGUCCUGCUGAGUUUGAAACCGGUAGCCUUGGAGACAGCAACAGCACACAGUCUGAUGAGGAGGCUCAGGAGAGGAGCGCAGAGCUUGAAAAAUUACUGAAGAAUCACGCCGAGUGGAUCUGGUACUGCUCCAGCCGACCAGAAAACGUGCCCCCAAAGGAAUUCUUAUUUAAACAUCCGAAAUAUUCAUCAAGUCUGAGUGUACGGAAGACAAGUGUGAUGAAGAAAGGAGGGAUCUUCAGUUCCGAGUUUGUUGUGUUCCUCAUUCCCUCUCUUCUGAUAACUCACCUGUUAAUGCUGGGAGUAGGAGUCUACAUCGGCAGAAGACUGGCAGCUUCCUCCGCAAGUACCUUGUAAAUGUCCUACUGUGAAGAAGUGCUCAAACUUGACAACCAGCAGAGGUUGACACCAGUUCCUUUACUUGCUGCUCACGUAGACAGACCUAGCAGGCGCCUGGGAAAGUUGCAAAGACUUGAAACGUUUCUACUGUUCCUCCAUCUGUGCCUCUGUGCUCGUCUUCUCCUGUUCUUAGACUUUCAUUUGCCCUUUGCAGCCACACAGACACAAUGCCAGCUACCUUUUUAGUGGGAGGUCUAAUUCAACAAGUUUCCCGUUGUUGUAAAACUCCUGUCACCCUUUGGUGAACCUGACCAGUCCGCUGUACUCCAGGGCACGCCCACUGUUGUGUGGCCACACCACAGUAAUCGCAUGCCUACACCUCCGUGCGUGCGUGUACGUGUGCCCUGUGCUUGGUGUUUCCGCACACCCUGUGAAGUAACACCCCGUGGACCAAAGUUGGGAUCUUUACUUCAACUGUACGUUAAUGUCGGGUGAGAAGUCAACCCCUCUCUUGGUGGGUGUCGAGGAUCUCGCAGCAUUAUUCUGGUGAAGACCAGGAGAGUUCUCCUCAGUGUUCACACCAGUAUUUUUUCUGGCCUCAACAACAAUAGGGCAGAUUACUCGGUUCUUUAUGCAUUGCUGUUUGUGGGAGCUUGCUGUGCAUAGUUUGGUUGCUCUGUUUGCAUUGCAACAGGGACAUCAGUUUCCCAACACUUCAUCUGCUUUAGUGUACUGGGACAUCAUAGAAGGGUCAGGAACGACCCUGUUCUUGCAGCAGUGGUCUUGCUUGCUAUGUCUUGCUAGGGAUCAACUCCAUUUACCAUAGAACACUACAGCACAGAAAACAGACCAUUCGGCCCUUCUAGUCCGUGCUGAACUUUAUUCUGCUAGGUCCCAUUGACCUGCACCCCGUCCAUGACCCUCCAGACUCUCCCUUCCAUGUUAUCUAUCCAAUUUAUUCUUAAAACUCAAGAGUGAGCCCGCAUUUAUCACAUCAGAUGACAGCUCGUUCCAUACUCCCACCACUCUCUGUGAAGAAAUUCCCCCUCAUGUUCCCCCUCAUGUCUCCCCAAACCUUUCCCCUUUCACCCUAAAGCCAUGUCCUUAUCUUUCCUAAUCUAGGUGGAAAGAGCUUGCUCGCAUUUGCUGUCUAUACCCCUCAUAAUUUUGUAAACCGCUAUCAAAUCUCCCUCAUUCUUCUACGCUCCAAGGAAUGAAGUCCUAACCUGUUCAAUCUUUCCCUGUAACUCAUCUCCUGAAGACCUGGCAACAUUCUGGUAAACUUCUCUGCACUCUUUCAAUCUUACUGAUAUCCUUCCUAUAGUUAGGUGACCAGAACUGCAAACUACUUCCUUACCGCAACGACAUCAAGUCUACGCCAGCUCACAGAGCAAUCCCAUCGCCAGCUAAUUUUCCAUGUCACCCAUUUCCCCCCACAUUCCCAUUAACUACCACUCACUUAGGGGCAAUCUAAAGUGACUGUACACCUUUGGGAUGUGGGAGGGAGACCACACAGUCACAGAGAGCACGUGCAAACUCCAUGCAGUCAGCACCCGAGGUCAGGAUUGAACCCGGGUCUCUGGAGCUGUGAGGUAGCAGCCCGACCCACUGCUCCACUUGGCUGUGCAUUUUUCCUCAUGUACCAGUCUUUCAGGUUGUCAUCGCCUCUUUUGGGAAAACUCUUUUGCUGUCUUGCUAACCACUGGGAAUACAGCUGAUGGUUAUAAUAUUCAACAAGUUCAGGGGAAGAUGAUCAUGAAAUGUGAGAUAAACUAAAAGAAGGAAAUAUCGGAGUAAGAGGUGAAGGUUGUACUUGCACCGAUCAAGGAUUGCAGUCAGAAAACACCUGAGGUCAGUUCCUGGGGAAUGAGAAACAGGAGAGAUGAUUCUGACAUCUCUCGAUAGCCCCCCCAGUAAUUAGAUUUACAAUGACAUUUGGUGUUAAGAAUGGAUUUUCUCAGGCCUUCAGAAGUGUAUGCAGAGAGUCUUGGCUUUCAGUUUGGAGGCUGAGGUGUCCUGCCUUUCCUGUAUCUCCUUAGGGAGAUUUCAUUUCUUGUUGCAGCUUCCACCAACCUCCCAACAGAAGCAGAGAAAAGUUCGAUCCCCGCUCCUUUAGAUUUCCCAUUCUGCUGUUAAAGAGUUCAUCACCCUGGGAGGUUAUUGCAAUUUUUUUUCUAGGGUAAAUGAAUCUGUAUAUCAGGAAACGUUGCCAAUUUUUCAGGAAAGGAGAGGAUUCUCUUUGUCCUUUGAAAUCUGUGGCCUCUGCCAUCCAGAUGUAGGGCAGUGAGUGAAUGGAUGUGGCAGAACAGUGGGUAACUUACUGAACUGUGGGUCUGGAGAUGUGAAUUCAAAUUACAUUGUAGCAGCUGGGGUUAUUGAGAGAACUGGUGAGGGUUAAACAAGCUAGUAUGGGUAAUAGUAACUAAGAAAUGGCUUGGUUGUCAAAAAAAAAGUCUGGUUGAUUAUAAGGUAAGAUAUCUUUAUUAGUCACAUGUACAUCAAAACACACAGUGAAAUGCAUCUUUUGCGUAGAGUGUUCUGGGAGCAGCCCGCAAGUAUCGCCACGCUUCCAGCGCCAACAUAGCAUGCCCACAACUUCCUAACCUGCAUGUCUUUGGAAUGUGGGAGGAAACCGGAGCACCCGGAGGAAACCCACGCAGACGUGGGGAGAACGUACAAACUCCUUAUGGACAGUGGCCGGAAUUGAACCCGGGUCACUGGCACUGUAAUAGCGUUACACUAACCACUACACUACUGUGCAUGCACACCUACUUCAGGAAAGGAAAUAUGCUGUCCUUAACCUGGUGUGACUUCAUUCCCACAUGAGGUUGACUCUUGACUGACCCCUCAAUUUGCUGGUGGUUGCGAUGGACAAUCACUGCUGGCAUUGUCAGUGACACCCACAUCCCAUGAAAAGCAAGUACCAUCUGCAUUUCCCUUCCAAUUCCCACCAUCCUGACUUGGAAAUGUAUCUUGGUCCUUCUUCAUCACUGGGGCUAAAUCCUGGAAUUUCUUCCCCAGUAGCACUGUGAGAGCACCUUCACCAGAAUCAUAGAACCAUACAGCACAAAACAGGCCCUUCGGCCCACCAUGUUGUGCCGUCCAUCAGACCACCCUCACACUAUCUAACCCUUUCCUCCCGCAUAUCCCUCUAUCUCACAUUCCUCCAUGUGCCUAUCCAACAAACUCUUGAACCUGUCCAAUGUAUCUGCCUCCACCACCACCCCAGGCAGUGCAUUCCAUGCACCAACCACUCUCUGGAUGAAAAACCUUCCCCUGACAUCUCCCCUGAACCUCCCACCCAUAACCUUAAAGCCAUGCCGUCUCGUCUUAAACAUUGGUGCCCUGGGAAGGAGGUGCUGGCUGUCUACUCUAUCUAUUCCUCUCAAUAUUUUAUAUACCUCUAUCAUGUCUCCUCUCAUCCUCCUCCUUUCCAGUGAAUAAAGCCCUAGCACCUUAAACCUGUGCUCAUAUUCCGUACACUCUAAUCCAGGCAGCAUCCUGGAAAAUCUCCUCUGCACCCUCUCCAACGUCUCCACAUCCUUCCUAUAAUGUGGCGACCAAACCUGAACACAGUACUCUAAGUGUGGCCUAAGUAGAGUUUUAUAAAGCUGCAUCAUCACUUCGCGGCUCUUAAACUCAAUCCCAUGAUUUAUGAAAGCUAACAUCCCAUAGGCCUUCUUGACUGCUCUAUCCACCUGUGAGGCAACUUUCAGUGAACUGUGAAUAUGAACCUCCAGAUCCCUCUGCUCCUCUACACUGCCAAGUACCUUGCCAUUUACCUUGUACUCUGCCCUGGAGUUUGUCCUUCCAAAGUGUACCACCUCACACUUCUGCGGAGCUGUUCAAAAAGACAGCUCACCACCUUCUUGAGGGCAAUCCAGGGUGGGUAAUAAAUGCUGGGUUUGGCAAAGGUGCUCACAUUCUAUUGCAGAGUGUUUGCAUUAAUAACUGACUAAUGUCACACUGUUUGAAAGUUAGAAGAGUGCAGGAUGAGAUUAUGCACACAGAAUAGGGGUGUCUUCUGGCUAUGGAGAUUUGGGAAAAAGGCCUAUUUUUUUUCAUCUGCUGUAGAUAAAGGAUUACUGGCAAGGCCAGCUCAACAAGAGCACAUAGGAAUUCACCAGGCUCAAUGGCCAGUGAACGUGUAUAUCUGUUGCUUCCUGGUUAAUAGGUUGUCCUACUCGGAAGGACUACCUUCUCCAUUGCAAGGCUUCAAGAUGCUGGUCACCACCACGUUCAAAGGUGUGUCCUAGUCUGGUCAGUGAAUGAAGAGCAAUAAGAUUGUGACCAUGAAGCUGAAUCUUUGGCAGUCUGAAUAUAGAGCUCUAUAAAAUAGAGUCAUGGGCUCAUACAGCACAGAAACAGGCCCUUCGGCCCACAGAGUCCAUGCUGACCAUCAACCACCCACUUAUCCUAAUUCUACUUUAAUCCCAAUUUUUAUUCUCCCGUCAACUCCCCCCACAUUCUACCACACACUGGGGACAAUAUCUCAUGGCCAAUCAUCCGACCAACCUGUAUGUCUUUGGGAUAAAAUGACUAACAAGGUAAAGAGAAACAAAAUGUCUGUGGCACUUUUCACAACCUUAAGAUAUCCUAAAACACUAUGGAAAUAUUUUUGGACUGCAGUCACUGGUGAGAUGUAGGAGACAUGGCAGCCAACACUAUUGCACAGCAAGAUCCUACAAACAGCAAUUAAGCGAUUACAAGAUGAUUAAUUUUUUAAUGUUGCUAGUUGAGGGAUCAAUGAUACCGGGGUGGGGGCAGUCCAGUUCCUCUUCAUAGAAACCUAUGGUCUCAAUUUAACAUCUCAUCUGAAUAAGAGGUCACCCACUUAAGAGUGAGAGGAGGAAAAAUUUCUUCUCUCAGAGGGUCAUGGAUCUAUGAAAUUUUACCCCAGAGCUGGGCCAAUGAAUGUAUUCAAGAUCAAGUUGGAAAGUGGAGUUGAGACUACUAUCAAAUCAGACGUCAUCAUAAGCAACGGCAGAACAUUGUAAGGUUUAUUCCUGCUCCUAUAAUCUGAAAUAUGGCACCUCUGGUAGUAAAUGUCACCUUAGAUUUUAUGAUUAAAUCUUUGGAGCAGAACUUGAAUUUAGGACCCUCUCAGAGGUGAAGUGUUAUCCAGUAGCAAUACUAAAUUACUAAGACACUGUACAGCACUUAUCUGUGUGAGCCAGUGACCGAUUGGUUGAUAGUAUUUUCAAUAUACCUACAGGAUUCAGAGGGACCUGACAAGGAUGCUUCAUUGCCCCAAAAAGGUUCACCAGAUUGAUCUGUGCGAUGGCAAGUCAGUCAUGUGAGAGGUUAGGGACUUGUGAACCCUUUUAACAUGGGAGGAAGGAGUCGGAGCAGGCAAAAUGGCUCCUCAUAGCUGUUUCAUAGAAUAGUACAGCACAGGAACAGGCCCGUCAACCCACAAUGAUGUUCAUUGUUGAUAACAUCAUUGGAGAAACUAAGGCUGUCUUCUCUUGAGUUUAGAAGAAUGAGUAAGGAUCUCAUUGGAAAGCACAAAAUUCCUGAUGCAGGGUUUUGACCCAAAAUGGCAACAAUUCCUUUCCCCUCCACAGAUGCUGCUCGAACCACUGAGUUCCUCCAGCAAAUGGUUUGUUGCUGCUGAUUCCAGCAUCUGCAAUCUCCUGGGAGGAUAACCCCCCCCUAGCUGGGGAGUCUAGAACCAGGGGUCACCAUCUCAGAAUAAGGGGGUGACCUCAGGAUUGAGAUAAUGGGAAAUCUCUUCACCCAGCGGGUAGUGGAUCUUUAGACUUUUAGAAUAUAGAACAGUACAGGUCAGGAACAGGCUCUUCAGCUGAAGAUGUCCAUGCCAACCAUGAUGCCAAUUUAGACUGCACAUCUGCCCAAGCCCAAAUUUUCUACCCAAGCAGGCACUGAAGGUUCAAGACAGAAUUCAAUGGAUUUUUGGAUGGAAGGAAUCAAGUUAUUUUAAUAAGGCAGGUAAAUGGUUUUUGAGAUAGUAGUUCAACCUUGAUCUUGUUGAAUGGUGGGGCACAUAUGAGGGACUGAAUGGCCUUUGGCUUCUGUUCCUUGCAUUUUUGUGUCAAACUCCACAAGGAGUUGACAGGGACACAGGAUUCCCGCACUUGAACAUCUUAGUAUCCUAAUGCACACCACAUACUGCCACCUAGCCUUAACCUGGCACGGUGUUCCAGAACUGAGGAUCAGGUGAGGAAAGUGGACCUGGAAUACAGGAUCAACUACGAUGUUAUUGAUUUUGAACAGACUUGAGGUGCUAUUGGCCGCCUCCUGCACCUGUCCACCAUGUUACAGAGUUGUACCUCACAGAAAACAUGCCCUUCAGCCCGUCAAGUCCAUGCCAUCCAUCAAGCACCCAUUUACACCAAUCCCAUUUUUUUAUCCUCCCCACACAGGUGAGCAGGAGAAUCUGGGGGUAGUUGUUUCCAGCAACUACCCCAGAUUCUCCCACUCACCUGAACACCAAUUUACAGUUACAGAUUAACCGACCAACCUUUGGGAUAUUGAGAAGGUUCUAUUUUUGCAGUGCAUCCUAAUUUUUACUGAGCGUAAAUCCAUUUCAGAACAGAUUUAUUUUACAUCAGUUGAUAAAGAAGAAUGAUAUUGUUGCUGAGACAACAGGAUAAAUUGAUGGCAUCUAAAUGCCAUCAAAUUGUCAGUGUCCAUUGCAGAAUGAAAAAAAUAGACUUUUAUAGUGCAUUACACAAGCUUGGAAGAUUCCAAAAGCUUUAGAGCCAUUUGUUGCAAGGACCAAAUAAUGUUUAAUCUUAAUUGAAAGAUAAUUAUUGGCCAGGGCAUCAGGCAUAGCUGUGCCACCCAUCUUCAAAAUGAUGACAUCUCUUGUGCUCGCCUGACGAAAUUCUCACAGAGCGUGGUGAAUCUCUGGAAUUCUCUAUCCACGAGUGUUGUAGAGCAUAGAUUGUUGGGGGUAUUUCAUAGAGUCAUACUGCACGGAAACAGGCCCUUUGGCCCAAACUGGCCCAUGUCGACCAGAUGCCCAUCCAAGCUAGUCCCAUUUGCCCACGUUUGGACCAUAUCCCUAUGAACCUUUCCUAUCCAUGUGCCAGUCAUAAGAGUUAUAAUAGAGCAUGGAAGUAGGCCCUUCAGCCAACUGGGUCCAUGCUGAUCAAGAUGCACCAUCCAAUCCAGUUCCAUUUGCCUGCAUUUGGCCCAUAACCUUCCAAACCUUUCCUAUCCAUGCACUUGUCAAAUUCUUUUAAGAGUUGUUAUUGUACCUGCCUUAACCACUGCUUCUGGCAGCUCACUCCAUUUACAUACCACCCUCUGUGUAAAAAAAAGUUGCCCCUCAAAUUCUAUUAAACCCUUCCUUAAAGAGGGGUUAGAUACAGAUUUGAAAAAUUGAGGAAUUGAGGGCUACAGGGAACUGGCACAGAAGAGGAGUUGAGGCCUGGGGCAGAUCAGCCAUUUUGAAUGCUAGGGCAGGCUUGAGGGCCUGACUGGCCUACUCCUGGUGUUUACUUUGGUAGAAGACAAGGACUUGGUUUUAACAUCUUGUUCCAAUAGGCAGCUGCUUUGACGACACAGCAAUCCCUCAGAUAUUGCCUGAGGUGUCAGCUCUUUUAUAUUCGAGCCUCCCGAGUUGGGUUUCAACCACAAUACUCCUGAUUCAGUGUGAAAAGCUACUGGGUCUCAGCUGACAUGCAGUCUUCAGGAAAUUUUCAAUGAAGACCACUGUUCAGCUCAUUUAGUUCUUUUAUUCAAUGUCACCCACAGGUUACUCCAUGAGAACUCCAUGUUUUUAUUUUAAACAAUCCCAUGAUCAUCAUCUCCACUAGCAUUUAAGAAGUCUUAUCCACGUGUUAGUCACUCUUUGUAGGAGAAAAUUAGUCUCAAAUUUGCUGUUGCUUUGUCUUACUCACAACAUUCAUUUUUGAAAUAAUGUUCCAAUCCACUGUUCCUCCCUAACCUUCUCUUAGCUUUGGACUGAAGGGCCUGAGUUUUCCCAGUCAGGUUUAAAGGCAUUUGCUGUCUGAAAACCAGUGAUCAGUCAUAGCUCCUGGCUCUGCUUUGAUUUCCCCACAACCCCGGUGUGAACACUUCCCUCCUCUCUCUGGAAAGCUUGAGCCAUGUAAUGUUGGACUGAAAUCAAGAAGACCUUGCUCCACUUGUACACGUGUGGGUCUGCGACUGGGCAAAAGUUUUUAUGGAUCAUAUGGGGUCUCAAGCACCUACAUCACAGUUAUUUGCCCACAAGCAUUGUAAGUUGAUCAGGCCCUCGCCAUUGCUGUGUAUUAUGAGGUCCUGCUUUCAAUGUUAUUAAUGACUGGAAUUUAGAUAUUUGCAAUUAGAAGACCAGUAAAUAUGCUUUGUCCUCCUUAGACCCCCAUGUGAAAAGCAAUUAAACCUCCGCAAUGAUGUACUUCCCUGGA